UCCAGCUAACAGCAUCAAGCUUCUCCUCGUUGCUUGCCAUUGCUAUUACUCCUGUUGUUAACUGAGGAAAGCUUCUUCAAUAACGAUUGUCACCACAUUCGCAAAUUCUGCCCUGACAGGUCUUAUUUUCUCUGGGCGCAGGCAGCCCUGACAAUUCCCCCCGGCGAACGUUUCUCGUCAUGUCCAACACAUUUUCUUUCGGUGCGCCGGCCUCCAGCGGCGCCUCAAGUGGAGGUCUAUUUGGAACUGCUGGCAACGCUUUUGGUUCCAAUCAGAACAGCCCCAGCACCACCACCGGAGGAGGUCUCUUUGGCAAUGUAGGAGCUUCCUCUAGCGGCACUUCUACACCCUCAUUAUUCGGAUCGGCACCUGCGGCGGGGAAAUCGGGAAAUACCCUGUUUGGUGGUGGUACCGGUGCUGCGAACAGCGGCACACCUACCGGAAGUACGCCUGCAUUUAGUUUUGGAACUCAAAACAAGCCUGGUAGCACACCUCAGUCACCGUCCCUGUUUGGCGGCGGAUCGCAGACACCCAAACCAGGAGAGACUCCUGCCUCUGGGCAAACCGGUGGCAAUGCUCUCUUUGGGAACGCCGCAAAGCCUGCUGGGAAUAUAUUCGGCGGCGCCGCAGCGACUCCUGCGCCAUCCGGAGGCUCGCUCUUCGGCAACACUUCCACCACACCUGCUGGCCCUCCGCCACAGGGAACCGCCGCCGGGCAGGGACAGUCGCUUUUCGGACAGGCAGCUCAGAAACCAGGCGGUCUUUUCGGUAGUCUCUUUGGAUCGAACGCUCAACAAAAACCACUGUUUGGAACAACUCCGUCGGCACCCAGUGGCGGUGGUUUGUUCGGCAAUACUGCCAAGGACAAGCCUGCGGAAUCAACAACCCCAACAACCACCGGUGACGGUGCUGCGAAACCCCUCUUUGGAGCUGCCCCGUCAGCACCCGCCGGGCAAGCUCAAGGCUCGUCACUCUUCAAGAUGCCAUCCUCUGGCGCCGAUUCGGGGACGAAACCUGCUUUCCCGUCCCUCGGUACAACUACCACAGCCACGACCAGCCAACCCUCUACAGCCUUGACCACAUCAUCCCAAACUCCGCAAAAGUCACUAUUCCCCAGUCUUGGAGGUACUACGUCCGCAACCCCAUCAGCCACACCAGCGGCUGCUCCGGCUGGAGGUGGUCUGUUUGCUGGCGUGGGCGCCUCCAAGCCUGCGGAAUCAGGUGCGGCAACAACAACCACCGCUCCCGCUUCUCAACCCGCGGCGGCGACCGGCGGACUGUUCGGUAAACCUGCUGAGACCACACCCUCCACACAGGCUCCGAGCACUGCUGCGGGCGCCGCUGCAACCACUGGUGGUGCCAAACCAUCGCUCACGGCGACUUCCGGGCCGUCUACAUCGACAACCGCCACCACUACUGGAACCGCUGCCGGGACGACCACAGCGGCCGGAGGUACUGCUCUUGGUGCGUCAACGGUUGGCCCAACGCCUCCGGCGCAGUCUCGCCUAAAGAACAAGACCAUGGAUGAGAUUAUCACGAGGUGGGCUACCGAUUUGACGAAGUACCAGAAGGAAUUCCGAGAGCAGGCCGAGAAGGUUGCGGAAUGGGACCGUAUGUUGGUGGAGAAUACUGCAAAGGUCCAGAAACUUUAUGGUAGCACAGUCGAUGCCGACCGGGCCACGCAGGAGAUUGAGCGCCAGCUCGCAUCUGUUGAAGGGCAGCAGGAAGAGCUUAGCUCGUGGUUAGAUCGGUAUGAGCGUGAGGUGGAUGAGAUGAUGUCGAAACAAGUGGGACCUGGCGAAGCCCUACAAGGGCCGGAUCAGGAACGUGAAAGAACGUACAAACUGGCCGAAAGACUGUCCGAGCAGUUGGACGAAAUGGGCAGGGAUUUGACGAGCAUGAUUGAAGAAGUCAAUGGUGCUUCGGCUACUCUAAGCAAGACCAACAAGGCCGAUGAACCGAUUUCUCAAAUCGUGCGCAUCCUCAACUCGCAUCUUUCUCAACUGCAGCUUAUCGACCAGGGCACAUCCGAGCUCCAGGCUAAGGUCAGCGCCGCGCAAAAGUCCGGACAUACAUUGUCGUCCCGGUUUGGUCAUGGAUUCAGCAGCUCUGGGAUGGGCGGCGGAAGCGCGGCGGAUGACUUCUAUCGCUCCUACAUGGGACGGCGGUGAUUGAUUCUCGUUAUUCAUGUUUUCUGAUUACUAGAGCGAGGGAAAUCGGAGACGAUGGAUCGGUACGGCGAUUGUAAUUUCAAUGCUAGGAAUCAUGGUUUUGAGAUGAUUUGAGCUAGUUCAUUGCCAAGCUCACGAUUACUGCUUGCGAUUGCGACCUCGUUCCGUAGGAUUAGGCUAUUCAGGGACUGAACAAAUAGUACUUAAUGCUAGACUUUGACAUGGUUUCCGAUAGUGAUAUUUCUUGAUAGUGACAAUUCUUGUGAUUUGCGGCCAGACGGCAGUCAGACGAAUUACAUGGGAAGAGUGGACAUGGUCAUUCAUAAUAAUGUGAAAGGCAACGUUGAGAUUCGGCUACACCGUUGAGUAACCUCUGGAUUCUAAGACGUGCAGAUAUGGUAAGGUAGAUGUUGUUCGAAUUUAAUUCUUCUCGCCGCCCUGGUUCCGGC
This is a messenger RNA of Aspergillus novofumigatus IBT 16806, 2620 nucleotides long. Its product is annotated as putative nucleoporin Nsp1. The record is from RefSeq and is a predicted model, not a curated record. Gene Ontology annotation, molecular function: phospholipid binding; structural constituent of nuclear pore. NCBI's taxonomy places the organism in Eukaryota, Fungi, Ascomycota, Eurotiomycetes, Eurotiales, Aspergillaceae. Gene Ontology annotation, cellular component: nuclear pore; nuclear pore central transport channel. Gene Ontology annotation, biological process: protein import into nucleus; RNA export from nucleus. The coding region runs from base 180 to 2171 and encodes 663 amino acids. The transcript has 5 exons.